AUGGCAGCCUGCUGCUCUCGCCCAUCUCCAAAUCUCCGACAAGAAAAAGAAGGCUAUGCAGGCUCUUUCCUAGGCGCACAUGAGGCGAGCAUCUGGCGAGCAUCUGGCGACGGCUUCGAAGAUUUCGUAGUUGGGAAAGGCCAAGGCCUUAAUGUGCUCCUGCAGUACUCAGCCCACUAG
This is a messenger RNA of Pseudogymnoascus verrucosus, 180 nucleotides long. RefSeq lists its product as uncharacterized. The transcript is spliced from 2 exons. The coding region runs from base 1 to 180 and encodes 59 amino acids. The record is from RefSeq and is a predicted model, not a curated record. NCBI's taxonomy places the organism in Eukaryota, Fungi, Ascomycota, Leotiomycetes, Thelebolales, Thelebolaceae.